Cyclospora cayetanensis is the source of this 1317-nucleotide messenger RNA. Its product is annotated as probable protein phosphatase 2C 33. The coding region runs from base 1 to 1317 and encodes 438 amino acids. Gene Ontology annotation, molecular function: protein serine/threonine phosphatase activity. Gene Ontology annotation, biological process: protein dephosphorylation. The transcript has 4 exons. The record is from RefSeq and is a predicted model, not a curated record. Lineage: Eukaryota; Apicomplexa; Conoidasida; Eucoccidiorida; Eimeriidae.
AUGAGUGUACCCGGAGAAAGAGGAGGAGGACAACAGGAGACUCCCGCGGUAACUACAUCUGCCUCGAUCUCCUCUUGGAUUCGUCAGGCAAAGCGCCUGACCCUUGCCCCCGAAUUAGAGAAGGCAGCCACCAGCAAGAAUGCGCAAAACAGGGCACGUGCAGCUAUUGGCACUAGCUUAGAAACAAACACCGUGGGUGGUAGCACUCACACUUCUGAGGGUCUCAAGAGUCGGCAGAGCUCGCAUAAGCCCCGCGUAGAGACUGUCCACGCGUUGCUAAGCCAGGGGGGGUUUUCGGCUCCCCGUAUACCCAAGACCAAUCAGGAUGUAGCUUAUGCCAUCGAGGGCUGGGGCAAAGAGCAGGAGGCCCUCUGGAUGUGCGUGUUGGAUGGGCACGGGCCUGCAGGCCACUUGGUUGCCUCGAGGGUCAAAGAAAAACUGCCCUUAUUCGUGGCGCAGAGCUGGCUAAAAGGAAAGGAGCUGCACCAGGCACUUACGCAAGGAUACAAGGCAGUGCAGCGGGACCUGAACAAAUCAAAUAUUGAUAUUCUGUGCAGCGGCACAACCUGUGUGUCCUGUGUCCUUCACCGGAGAACCCUAUACGUGGCAAACGUUGGGGACAGCAGAGCCAUUCUGGGAAGGGAGAGCGGCCUUCAGGGUGGACCCUGGACAGCUCUACCUCUCACGACGGACCACAAACCCGAAAGAGAGAGUGAAAGGCAGCGAAUACUGGCCGCGGGAGGCAGAAUUAAAGCGCUGCUAGACGACGAUGGGUCCCCAUGUGGACCACUCAGGGUCUGGCUGCCUAAAGAGGACCUGCCGGGGCUUGCAAUGUCUCGUUCUCUCGGGGAUACCUUGGCCGGUAAAGCAGGCGUAAUCCCAGACCCCGAGGUGGGUGUGCACACUCUCUCCUCAGGGGACAGGUGUGUGUUGUUGGCUAGCGAUGGGGUGUGGGAGUUCCUCAGCAAUGAAGACGCCCUUGAGAUAGUGCAACCCUUUGUUGAGAAGGGGGACGCAGCUGGAGGAUGCAGCGCCUUGGUAGCAAAAGCCCAAAGCAGAUGGCUAGAGGAAGAGGAGGCCGUGGAUGAUAUCACUGCCUUACUGGUUAUCCUGAGCUACAAAGCUUAUGACCGUCAACAACGAUACUUGCCUUCCUCCGGACUACCAACAGAUAGGGAAACGAGCGCUCUUGCAUGGCUACAAGAAGCCUGGGGACCCUUAACAACUCAAGCCAGAGUGUGGCUGGCUGAGUUUUGGGGGCUCCAAAACGGCGUAUCAGACCUAUUGGGUGCUAAUCGAACUUGCGCACCCAGGUAG